This is a messenger RNA of Colletotrichum karsti, 2085 nucleotides long. RefSeq lists its product as uncharacterized. The record is from RefSeq and is a predicted model, not a curated record. The transcript has 2 exons. The coding region runs from base 1 to 2085 and encodes 694 amino acids. Lineage: Eukaryota; Fungi; Ascomycota; Sordariomycetes; Glomerellales; Glomerellaceae.
AUGUUGGGCUGGGUUCUUAGACGAGGGUUGGAGGGCGCGUCAGGAGGAAAUAGAGCGAACGCAGGCGCAGAUGACACAACCCAAAUCGAACAGCCAGAUACGCCAGCCCCCGUCUUCGCUGCUCGGGCACUGAAGAGUGCAAUCUUUGGCACACCUGCCCGACCCGACGACGAGCGCGACGACAGAGCUGCCAGAAUGGCGCGUCAGAAGAACGUGGACGAUUCCGACGCAGAGUCGCGUACACCGGUGAAGCAGCCUCAAGGCAUCCUGCUCACCCCAGGGACCGGCACUUCUCGACGGAAACGCGUCUCGUUCGGAAACGAUGUGCUAGAGAAAGCCGGCAAUAAGAAGGGCAAGGGCAAAGAUACGGAGGAGCGACCCGGAAAGUUUCCUAGCAGCUUCGAGAGCACAGGCGGCGAUUCUGCGAGCAAGCGCACGAGAUUGACCGAGGCGAUGGAGAAGUCGCGCCGGGAGAAAGGAACCCCGGUUUCGCGGGAGACCCAACAGACGCGUCCUCAGCAAUCCAAAGGCGAGGACGCUGAGGAUGAAUGGGAGGAAGCCGACGACGACCAAUGCGCCCAGGACGCCACGAUUGACCUUAACGAGCCUCAUUCGCGGUCCGGAAAGUACUGGAAGUCAGAAUUUGAGCAGUAUCACCAGGACGCUAAAGCCGAGAUGGAGAAACUGCUCAAGUACAAGCAGCUGGCUAAAUCGUACGCCAAGAUGAAGGACGCUGAGGCUAUCGACCUGAACUCGAAGCUCAAGGAAGAACAGGACAAGGUUGCCGAGAUGGAGAAGAGAAUCGCCGACAUGGCGGCGCAAAUAGCUGCCAAGCGCGUCAGUGGCGAGGAACGAGACAAUCCCCAGCUUAUGAAGGACCUGGCGAAACAGACCGCGGUUGCUGUCGAAUACAGGACUCAGGUCAAAGAGCUGGCGGCCCUGCUGGAAAACCGCGAUGAGGAGGAAGGAGACGGACGUAGACGCCGGCGUCAAGCUGCUUCGCCCAGAACGCAAAAGACCCUGAUGGAGACACAGCGCGAACUCAGAAAGGCCAGAGCUCAGGUCAAGGAGAACGGCGAACUAAAAGAAGAAAUCGAAAAGCUCAAGUCCGACCUCCUUUUUGCGGAACAGCGAGCAAACAAGUUGGCUGAGGAGAACAAGCGACUGGCCGAAAAGCAGCCAUUGCCGGACAAGGCGAGCUCGGCAUCGACUGCGGAGUUGGAAGAGCUGAAAGCGCUCCGAGAAGCCUCUCGUCAGAAAGACGAGGAACUGCGGCAGCUAAAGGGAGACUUCGAUGCUUACAGGGCGGAGGCCGAAGCCACGCAGGAGGAGACCAGGCGUAUCCUCGAGAAGGCCACCGAUAAGAUUAACGAUCUGAAGAAGGAAGUCAAGGCACUGAAGUCUGGAGCAGUCGACGGUCACAAACCUAAGUCAUCUGUGAGCUCUCUGCCUGAACGGGAGACCGCCGAGAAGAAGGAGGACAGAAGACAUCGAAACCAGGAGAGGCACCGGCCUGACGCUGCCGAAAAGGUCCGACCCUCGGCUGAUACAAAACGACACAGCCUCGAUCUUGUUGAGUCUCUCGGCAAGAAGCUCAACCAGUCGAAGUCACACAAUCUCCGGGACAAGUACCAGCAGGAUGGCGAUUCAUUUUCAUCGGAAGAGGAAGAUCUGGCCAAGGUACCCACGGGACGUCCCAAGUCCGAGAUCAUCUCAGGUCGAGUCGGCUUGGAGAAACCUAAGUGGCGCCCUUUCAUCCCCAGAUCACCUCGCAACAGGGCGUAUCUCGGAUCUGAUCUGAACGACCGAAUCGUCAGCGCGAGCGAGGUCCCAUCCGGAACUACGCCAGCACCGCGACACAGAUUCGCCAGCAAAGAAAACAACCCGCCCAUCGACCUGUUGCAGGAUCGAUUUGCUCGACUCGGCAUGCCCGAAGCCGAUGCUAGCACCAUCUUGGCGGCAAACAUGUCGAAGAGCACCCUACCACCAGAGCGACGAGCCGCGGCCAUUGCACGAAUUGAACAGAGAAAGGCAGAGAAGAGGCGCGCAUUGGCAGGCCUUAACAAGGAGAACAUGCGACCCUGA